CAGAAUACGUGGAGUUAAAGGUACCAAAAAAGUGAUUUUAGUUAAUAAAAAGAGAGAGGUAAUAGAAAGAAUGUGAAAUGACCUGUAUUUAUAUUUUUUUGUUAUUACAGCGUAUUGAUGCGUUACUGCAAUGUGGGAUAUGCUACGAUUACAUGGACACGAGUGUAAUAACCUCUUGCUCUCACAGUUAUUGUUCGUUGUGUAUUAGGAAGUAUCUGCAUCACAAGACCCAAUGUCCAAUUUGUUUUGAGGAAAUCUUUGAGAAAGAUUUAAGGAAGAACAAACUAGUGGAUGAGAUUAUCAUUCAAUACUUGAAUUUUAAAGAAAAACAUGACGAAAAAUAUCAUAAAAAAUUAAUUACUGUCAAAAACGCAAAUUCUGGAGUUGAGUGUAAGAACGAACAAGACAUUCUUAAUGUAUCAUGCAAUCAUUUGGAUAAUUCAAUGCUUAUGUCUGGUAAUACCACACCUCCCAGACAAAAAGACAAUCAGCAAGAUGUGUCUACUCCUAGCACUAGUACAGAUUCUAGAAUUCCUUCAAUAUUUACUCCAAAGAGUAGAAAGGGUUUUCAAAAAGAGGAAAAUCGUCAGAUAGUUAACUGUCCAGUGUGCAAAGUGGAAGUGCCCCAAAGUAAUAUAAAUAGGCAUUUAGAUGAUUGUUUAAGGAGGGAAAAUACAAAGGAUCAACCUAAAAAAAGUGAACUGAAACGUAAACCACUGCCAAAAUUAGUAUAUAGUUUAAUGAAAGAUAAUGUCAUACGAAAAAGACUGAAAGAAUUAGGUUUGUCAUCUCAAGGAGAUAAAAAAGCAUUACAAAAUAGACUACAGAGAUAUACAAUUCUUUAUAAUGCAGAAUGUGAUAAAAUGUUUCCAAGACCUAUAUCAGAAUUAAUUAAGCAAUGUGAAGAAGAAGAGGAUUUGGAGAAGAAAGUACAAAAGUCAAAUAGUAUUUUUUCGAAUAUCACUAGAAACACUGAAGAUAAUAUUAUAGAACAAAAGAGAAAAGAGUAUUUGGCUACAAAUAAGGAAAGUUUUGACAAAUUAGUUGUAAGACUAAAACAUAACAAUGAUCCACAAAAAAUUUCUGUUGAACGCAACAUAUUAAAUGAAGAAAAUUCAGAUGUUUUACAUAAUGAUUGUGUUACAGAAAACAAACUGACUUUUGAAGAUCGUCAAAUAAGUAAUUUUCUGUCAUUAGAUUCUAUUAAUUAUAUUGAAGACUCGAAUUCGAACAUGUCUUAUCCUUUGCAAUCUAGAAAAUGUCCUAUGGAUUUUGUAACUGUUGAACUAGAUACUUUAUCUAACGAUGAUCAAUGUGUUUUUAAUCAUGAUAUUUCAAAUAAUUCAAAUAUAACUAGCCCGGAUUCAUUUAAUCCUACUAUAAAAAUGGAAAAUAUAAAAACCGAAGAAUUGUCUUCUGAAAGUAUUUUAAAACAUGAAAAAAUAACUUCUAAUAAUCAUCCGAGACAAUGUGAUGUUUUGAAGAAUGAAAUAGGUAUUGAUAUUGCAAAAUCAGUUUCUGAAAUUAUUAAUGUAGAAACAAAGAAUGAAGAACAAACGAGUUUAUUUAACAGAAAUAGAAGUAACACAAAGUAUAGCUCAAACAAACAUGUUGCACAUUUCAAACCUAGAGAUAGGUGGCAGAAAGAAUUACACGAUGAAAAUAUAGAUUUAAUUGUAGAUGAUGUUAACAACAUUGAGGAUAAUUAUGAAAAAUUAAACUACGAACAAUUAAAUGAAGUGAUGGAAGAGUAUGCUACUGGAACGAAAUCCGAAAAAGAAAAUAUGAAGACAGAUAAAGAUCUGACAACUUGGACUCCUAGAAAACGAGAACGCGAAAUGGCAUUUGCAUUAAGUGAUGAGGAAAAAAUUGCAGAUAGAACAAUGAAUGUGAAAAAGUCGCUUCGGCUUCGGCUUGGGCUUAGCGAGGCUAAAGGAUUUAAUAACGAAAAUUUCGGCGAAACUAUGCAGGAUGAAGGAAAAUCACAAAGUGAGAAGGAACAGUCGCAGAGAAUCUCGCAAGAAGUGAUUAUCUCCGAACAGUCGUCAGAGAUAUUAUCUGGAUGGCAUCUGCGAAUAUUUCUCGACGGCAGUCUUUUGUAAUCGAUUGAAGAUGACCCCUU
Molecule: messenger RNA, 2122 nt
Organism: Cyphomyrmex costatus
Lineage: Eukaryota; Metazoa; Arthropoda; Insecta; Hymenoptera; Formicidae
Product: E3 ubiquitin-protein ligase RAD18
Exons: 7
Coding region: 78-2102 (674 amino acids)
Biological process (GO): DNA damage tolerance; protein monoubiquitination
Cellular component (GO): nucleus; Rad6-Rad18 complex
Molecular function (GO): single-stranded DNA binding; ubiquitin protein ligase activity
Source: RefSeq, a predicted model, not a curated record